AUGUCGACAGAGGACGCCCCGGGUGGCUCCCUCGCCGAUCGCAUCUCAAAAGCCGAGCCUUCAAGUCGCUCUUGGGCUGACGAGGUCAACUCACCACUCGAUGCGCCGUCCUCAGACGUGCUUCCAGCACCCGACAGCAGAGACAAAGCCGCUGAAGACGCCCCUACCGACCAGACAGAUGGCGCCAGUGCACCCUUCGGCGGGUCUGGUCUUCAUGAGCCCGAAUACAAUGUCCAAAUCAAGUUGGCCGACAUGCAAGCCGACCCGAACAACCCUCUUUUCUCCGCUACCACAUUCGAGCAGCUAGGAUUGAGUCCUGAGAUCCUCAAAGGAGUCGCUGCUAUGAACUUCCGCAAGCCUUCAAAAGUCCAAGAGAAGACGCUGCCGCUGCUACUGCUCAAUCCUGCCACGAAUCUCAUCGGUCAGUCGCAGUCAGGCACAGGCAAGACGGCCGCCUUCGUUCUCAACAUUCUCCACCGCAUCGAUCUCAGCACACCCCAGCUCCAGAAGACUCCACAAGCCUUAGUACUGGCUCCAAGCAGAGAACUUGCGAGACAGAUCCAGGGCGUCUUCAAACUCAUGGGCACAUAUAUCGAGGGUCUCGUCGUAGAAGCCGCCAUUCCGACAGAUGUCAAGGAUCGCAAUCGCAAGUGUGAGGCCUCGAUUGUCGUAGGCACUCCGGGAACCGUUAUGGACAUUAUCGGAAAGCGUAUCAUGGAUGCGCGACAAAUCAAGGUUCUGGUCCUCGACGAGGCCGAUAAUAUGCUCGAUCAACAAGGCUUGGGAGACCAAUGCAUACGUGUCAAGCGCUUUCUGCCCAAAGAAUGCCAGAUUGUCCUAUUCUCUGCCACAUUCCCCGACAAUGUCGUUAGCUACGCCGAAAAGUUUGCUCCUGGCGCCAACCAGAUGACUCUGAAGCACGAGGAGCUUACAGUGGAAGGCAUCAAGCAGAUCUACCUGGACUGCGACGACGAAGCCGCCAAAUACGAUGUACUCGUCCGCUUCUAUGGCUUGCUCACCAUCGGAUCCUCCAUCAUCUUCGUCAAGACGAGAGAGAGUGCCCAACAAAUUGAGCAGCGCAUGACCGCAGAAGGGCACAAGGUCGUUUCGCUCACCGGUGGAUACGACGGUUCUACGCGUGACGCCAUCAUCGAUGCCUUCCGCAUGGGUCAGGCCAAGGUUCUUAUCACCACCAACGUCCUGGCUCGAGGCAUCGACGUCCAGUCGGUAUCUAUGGUCAUCAACUACGACGUUCCAUCGCGCUUCUUGGGUAGGGGCCAAUUCGAAGCCGAUGCUCAGACCUACUUGCACCGUAUCGGUCGGACUGGACGUUUUGGACGUGUCGGAGUGGCAGUCACUUUCAUCAGCAGCAAGAAAGACUGGGAGUUGUUGAUGGAGAUUCAGAACUAUUUCGGCGUUGAGAUCGCGAAGGUGGCCACUGAUGACUGGGACGAGCUGGAGGAGACCGUCGGCAAGAUCAUCAAGAGUUCGAGAGCCGGUCGCAACUUCACAGACGGAGCAAGAUGCAGAUGUGAUGUGGCUCCAGCGAGCCUUCCCGCAGAGCAACAAAACAGUCAGCCAGAGCCCGCCUCAGGGUAUCCCGAGUGA
Molecule: messenger RNA, 1608 nt
Organism: Cyphellophora attinorum
Lineage: Eukaryota; Fungi; Ascomycota; Eurotiomycetes; Chaetothyriales; Cyphellophoraceae
Product: ATP-dependent RNA helicase DBP5
Exons: 3
Coding region: 1-1608 (535 amino acids)
Biological process (GO): poly(A)+ mRNA export from nucleus
Cellular component (GO): nucleus; cytoplasmic stress granule
Molecular function (GO): RNA helicase activity; RNA binding; ATP binding
Source: RefSeq, a predicted model, not a curated record